UGCGGUCUGGCACGGGAGGCAAAGUUGCGAUACAUCAUGGAUAUCUCAAUUUACUAUGUUUAUCAUUUACUUCAAGGCAGAAUAAUCACAAAAAACCACCAAUUCAGGUAUAUUGCCAAAAGUUUGAAUAGUUCAAUUUGCAUUGUUUGGGAACGAGGUGCUUAUAUAGAAGAGAACAAAAUGCCUACAAAAUAACAAAUUACAAAGCAAGUAUGUUUCGGUUGCAAAGCAUUGAGGAAUCUGUCUAUGUUCUACACUCAGUCUAAGCCGAACGCUGGUGGUUGUAUUUGACCAUACUCCAUCACGUUAAUACAACACAGACUCUGUAGCUAAAGACUGAUGAAACAACGGAAUUAUACAUUCAAAGCAUAAUUUUAUAGAACCUGAUAUCGGAUCUUGCUACAAUAAUUUUGCAUUUACAAGAGAGAGCAUGGGACCUUUCUUGGCUGUAUUUAUUGUUUUUAUCAGUACUUCAUGUGCAGAUGUAUCGUUAUUUGGGAUUUUUGAAAACCAAUCUAGCCCAAAGUAUUUUGAAGAAGCAACCGAGAAGCUUAACAUUACAGGAAGCAGUUUUUACUCAAAUUGGAACUCGAGUCAUGGCUUAUCAUUUGUAAUAUCGCAAAUGGAAGCGCUUAGAAUGAAAAUCAAUCGGAGUGAUUCCAACAAGAAUAUUGUGUUUAGCGAUACUCAGGGAGUGCAAAGCGAGAUGGUCAAAGAGCUGUUGCUGAUUCAAGAAGAUACUACGCCAUCAAGUUACAACAAGCCUUUGUUCUUUUAUGACGAUGGUUUAGGAAGAGAUCAUCAGAGUGAACAUCAACAUCAAAUGGCUAAGGACAUGCUCUCCUUCUUGAAUACGUUGGCUCUUCCAUUCAAAGACAUCACAAUCGUCACAGAUUGGACAGAAACCGGCCAAGCCAUCCUAACACAAUUGAUACAAAGUGCCUACCAUGUUGGAAGAGACACGAUUACUAUUCAAUCAGUCGAAAAGCUGAUUGCAGAUCAAAGCAGCGUAUCGUCUACUUUUAUGGAUUGCAAGCUAUUUCUUGUCGACUGUAAUGGAACGUUGGCUGCGAAGAUGUUUGAUAUUGCUAAAUCGAUGGGCCUAACUGGAUUCAUGGAUUCAAUUAAAUGGAUACUAUCGGGACACACGAUGGAAUCUCUGCCUCAAAGCUGUUCUAUUCCUAGAGGUGAAUACUAUGGACUAUUGCCAUCCCAAAUCGCCCUUAACGGAUCUGACAUCUUACGGCAAGUCAUGCAGUGCAGUAAAGAGGAAUCGCAAAAAAAGGAUUGUUCGCGAAGUAAACACGCUGCAAAGAUAUUAAGACUUUGGUCGAGUCAAAUCACUCCGUCGAGGAACAUGUGGAUAGAAGAUAAAAAGAACUUUGAUAAUAUGAUCAGUUCUAUUAUAAACAAACAAGGUUUGCAUUCAAAUAAACCAAGACUCAGGGUGUCGGUCGUUGAAUCGAAGCCCUUCAUUAUUGUAAACAAAUACAAGGAAACAUCCGAGGAUAACUUCCCUUGCCAAAUUAAUGGAAAACUAGGCAUAAAGAGAACGAAAAAUGCAUCUGGUGAGUUAGUGUGUAUGAAUGGCUUUACCAUUGAUAUCUUAAAAGAGCUGGAAACCACAUUAGGUUUUGUUGGUAUCCCAAUUACUACCAAGGAUGGCAAAUACGGCAAGUAUGAUCCAAGUACAGGGGAAACAGAUGGUUAUGUUGGAGAAAUAGUUCGUGAUGAAUCUGAUAUAUCGAUCGAUCUAUACGCUGAUAGGACAAGAAGCCUGGUGAUGAGUUUCACUACGCCGUAUUAUAUUGGUUCUUUGGGUUUUGCAUACCUGCAGAAGAAUCAAUAUGAGGAAGCGGCUGUAUUAAAACCAUUCAGCCUGUACUUAUGGCUGUGUAUAAUCGGAACCAUAUUUGUGCUUAUUGUUGUCUUGUGGUCCUUGGAAAGGAUCAGUCCAUAUAGCCAGCAUCAAAUUAACAAGCGGUCCUUAGACGACACAAAAGAAUUCACCUUCGUCGAUAGUGUUAUUUACGUAUGGGGAACAUUUUUCACUGGAGAAAUCAUUAGCAACAAGCCAAUGGCUGUUGGUUCUCGUUCUAUCGCCAUAGUUGUAUCAUUUGUGUCGAUUUUGGUGAUGUCUGCAUAUUCAGCAAACUUGAUUUCGUUUCUUGUGGUAUUAGAUGAAACACCAUUGGUGACUGGCCUGCUAGAUGAAAAGGUAAGAAACUGAAAGGUUGCAGCGUUUGAAAGUUACUUGCAGUAGGGCUACAUCCAAGGGUUGGAGGGGGUGGGGCAGUGGUGGAUGGGGGCGAAGGAUACUUUAUCUGAAUGUUAAGGUGAUU
Rhopilema esculentum is the source of this 2342-nucleotide messenger RNA. The record is from RefSeq and is a predicted model, not a curated record. NCBI's taxonomy places the organism in Eukaryota, Metazoa, Cnidaria, Scyphozoa, Rhizostomeae, Rhizostomatidae.